GGAUCCGGGUUUUCUAAAGAGCAGGGAUCGAGAUUACGUCAAUUAAAAUUGAUCUUCCGCCUCAAGCCUCAAACUUUACGUGUGGAUACGACGAUGAUGCUCCUGUCGAGACAGCUUGUUCGCUAUGGCCAUGGCAAUGGAGGUAACAGGAUCCUGUCAUCCUCAUUCACGGCUUGUCGAAAGAGGCUUCGAGUGCCCAGUGUAGCUUCUGCUAUUCCUUGUUGGAACCAUUUCACCAGGGAUCUUGCAACGAGAGCGCUGUCUACUACUGCCAGCGGUCUGGACAAGUCGAAUUCAAAGAACUACAAUAAGCUCAGCAAACAGAAUGUUCCGAUUCCAGGAGAAGAAGAAGAAACAAAGCUGGAAAUACGAAUUGCCAAACAAAUGUUUGAUUUUCUGUGGCCUUCCGUUGACCCUGACAAAGAUGACAAGGAGACAAUUGCUAGAGCCACACUUCGAAAACAGAGAGUUGUGGGUUCGCUGGGUUUACUGAUGGCUGGAAAAGCUGUGACCAUUCAAGUACCGUAUAUCUUCAAGCAUCUGGUGGACAGUCUGCCGUUAAGCGAGGCUUUUAUGAGUGAUCCCACUGUUGCAGCUACUGGCCUUCCUGUACUGCUGCUAUUGGGAUAUGGCACUGCAAGGGCAUCUGCCUCUGGACUACAAGAACUACGAAAUGCUGUCUUUGCUCAUGUUGCACAAGAUAUUAUUCGAAAAGUGGGUCGCCGUACUUUUGAUCAUGUUCAUCAGAUGGAUCUGCAGUACCACCUAGAGAGGAAUACUGGACAACUGUCUCGUGUCUUGGACCGAGGCAACCGAUCCAUCACAUUUGUUUUGAAUGCCAUGGUAUUCCACAUUUUUCCUACCAUUUUUGAAGUAUCACUAGUGGCGGGAUUGAUGGCUUAUUCCUUUGGACCCAUGCACAGUGCUAUUGUACUGGUAACUGUGGCGGGAUACGUUGGAUUCACUCUGGGAAUAACACAGUGGAGAACGCAAUUCAGGAGGGACAUGAACAAACUCGAGAACGAAGCCAGUGGAAGAGUUGUUGACUCACUUUUGAAUUAUGAAACUGUCAAUUACUUCACAAACCACGAACAUGAAGGAAACAGAUACGAAACCAGCUUGCGAGGAUACCAAAAGGCUGCUUUGCAGGCACAAAAUUCACUCAGUUUGUUGAAUUUUGGACAACAAGCAAUCUUCUCAGUUGGUUUGACGGGAGUCAUGUGGCUUACAACUCAACAGGUCCUUGAAGGAACAGCCACUGUGGGUGAUUUGGUACUGGUCAAUGGCCUCUUGUUCCAGCUCUCGGUCCCACUCUUCUUCAUUGGUAUGGUGUAUCGCGAAGUGCGACAGUCUUUUAUUGACAUGGAAAACAUGUAUGAAUUGCUGGAUCAAAAACCUCGGAUUGUGGACAAGGACACUGCCAUCACAUACGACCCUGUCACCAUGGGAACCAGCAUUACUUUCGAGGACAUUCAGUUUUCGUAUCCUUCCACCGCCGCAGAACGGCAAAUUCUCAAGGGAGCCACAUUAGAUGUUCGGGAGGGGAGUACAGUGGCACUUGUUGGGUCUUCUGGCUGUGGCAAGAGCACCUUACUACGGUUGCUAUACCGUUUCUACACUCCCGAUGUUGGCAAAAUUACUCUUGGAGGGCAUUCUCUGGAUGACAUGACUCUCGAUUCGAUUCGGAGAUCAAUUGCUGUCAUCCCACAGGACACCGUACUCUUUCAUGAAAGCAUCGGAUACAACAUUCAUUAUGGAAACUUGGAUGCCACUUGGGAGGAAGUAGAGGAAGCUGCCAAAAAAGCUCGCAUUCACGACACUAUCUUGUCAUUUCCGAAUGGAUACGAUACUGUUGUGGGGGAACGAGGCCUCAAGCUUUCUGGAGGAGAAAAGCAGAGAGUCGCCAUUGCUCGAGCCAUUCUCAAGGGGGCUCCAAUACUGUUUUGCGAUGAACCAACUUCUUCUUUGGAUAGUGCAACAGAAAUGGAUAUUAUGAGAAACAUCAAGGAGGUUGGCAAGAACACCACAACAAUUGUCAUAGCGCACCGCUUGAGUACAGUUCAGGAUUGUGAUGAAAUCAUUGUCUUGCAUGAAGGGCAAGUACUCGAGCGGGGAACUCAUAAUGAACUAGUGCGAAUGGGAGGCAAAUACACAGAACUGCUUCGUACACAGCAACAACAGCAGUUAGAUCCAGCAUCAAAAGGACAGAGCCACCAAGAACUGAAAUGAUCAAGCCACGCUGGCACAGGCAUUGUCCACAUGUGCUAGUACUAGUAGAACCAAAGUAGCUAUCUUUCCAUUUUUUAUAGUUGAGCAAGUCGUUUG
Molecule: messenger RNA, 2325 nt
Organism: Seminavis robusta
Lineage: Eukaryota; Bacillariophyta; Bacillariophyceae; Naviculales; Naviculaceae
Source: the annotation of a GenBank genome assembly